Molecule: messenger RNA, 546 nt
Organism: Musca domestica (house fly)
Lineage: Eukaryota; Metazoa; Arthropoda; Insecta; Diptera; Muscidae
Exons: 3
Coding region: 1-546 (181 amino acids)
Source: RefSeq, a predicted model, not a curated record
AUGUUUGCACCUAUAGCUGCGCUCUGCGUUCUUAUAAGUAUUCAAAGUAUCGAAGGUCAUGAUUUUGUAUACAAGAUGAAGAAUGUCACCUGUCGUACAUACAACGAAGAACUUGUAAAGCGGUUGGGUUGCGAUUUCACGAAACAUCGUAUCAAUAAUUAUGUCAUUAGCCUUCAAUUGCUAUUCACCCGUGAUUUGGAUCGAAGUUUCAAGGCUCACUUUGCCAUAGAUCUAAUGCCGACAAAUUCGCGACAAAUAAUCCAUUUAAUUAAUGUAAGAUUCAAUUGUUGUGUGUUUUUGCAACGAUCGCUGGAAAAUCAACUGAUCAGACCAUUGAUGAUUGAAUUGAAGAGGGUUACAAAUCUGCCGAAGCAAUGUCCCUACAAGAAGGAUGUCCUAUAUCAAGUGAAAAACUUCUCAUUAAGUGAAGCUUUAAUUCCUACAUAUCUGCCCACAGUGAAUUUCAAUGCAACCUUGAAUCUCUAUGAUCGAAAUGAGAUCAUAGUAAUAAUUCAGUUCUUGGGGAAUAUUGCUCAAAAGAAAUGA